UGCCAAACAAUGGGCAGGAAAAAGCCACGUUGACGAGCUGGGCUAAAGUCUACCUGAUCCGGUUCUCCUCGAGAAGACGAGCGUUUAUUUUCCUUUAGCGAGCCGCUGCUGCUCAGUUCAGCUCCAGACUCGGUCUCUGAGCCAUGUCCUCUCCGCCUAAAGAGAAGAACGACACCCGGGCUGGACACCCGCCUGCAGUCAAAGCAGGAGGGAUGAGGAUAGUCCAGAAACACCAGACUGCAGAGUCAGCACCGGACAGGAAAGAAGACAAGGAUAGCAAAGAGUUUGAGAGCUGCAGCCCACCAAAGCCAACAGUUGUGGUCUCUGGAGUGGUGACUAGGGGGGACAAGGACUUCACCCCCGCUGCAGCUCAGGUGGCCCAUACAAAGCCUGUGCCAGCGGUGCAGAAGCUGCCCCCUAGCCACCACAUCAACCAGCACAUCCACCAGCCCCGCAAGUGAGGCUCCGCCCCUCCAUCCCUUACACCUGAACCAGUGCACCGACCAUUUCCAGGACCACACCCACCAACCCUCCCCAUGCUCGUGCUCAGGUUACCAGGAACCCCUGGCUUAAAGCAUUCCGCAAGACCCCAUCUCUGUUCGUGCCUGCAAGAGUUCUGCCUUGACCAAUAUCAGAGGAAAACUGCUCGACCCAGUUCUGUUCUCGUUCUCUAGAUCUUUACGACACUAAAUUUUGAGGGCUUCAUCACUAUCACAGAUUUGCCUGGUUAAUUUUCUGGGUGUAUUUAAUGAAAGUUAAAUUGAGCUUUAUUUUUUCUGUUCUAGAGCAGUUGUUUCUGGAAGAAUUAUGUAAAUUGUAUAAAUCUCUUUUGUGACAUCAGUGGAAGAUGUUUGAUGUUAGGCAUUAGGCACUAGGUGUGGCUGUCUAAAUAAAAGAGUUAAUAUAA
Molecule: messenger RNA, 907 nt
Organism: Astyanax mexicanus (Mexican tetra)
Lineage: Eukaryota; Metazoa; Chordata; Actinopteri; Characiformes; Acestrorhamphidae
Gene: dap
Product: death-associated protein
Exons: 4
Coding region: 144-461 (105 amino acids)
Biological process (GO): negative regulation of autophagy; apoptotic signaling pathway; cellular response to amino acid starvation
Molecular function (GO): death domain binding
Source: RefSeq, a predicted model, not a curated record